Messenger RNA from Owenia fusiformis, 647 nucleotides. Lineage: Eukaryota; Metazoa; Annelida; Polychaeta; Sabellida; Oweniidae. The record is from the annotation of a GenBank genome assembly.
GGUGAAGAAAUCAUGGCAACCUACUACAAGAAGAAAUCUCGUACUGUGACUCCUGAACAAAAGAAGCUUCUGCUUGAAAUGUUCAGUAAACAACCAAGUCCUCUAUUUCUGAAGCUAUUACUGGAUGAGUCACUGAAGUGGACAUCUUACAUGGGUGUGGCAUCAAUACAGGUGGUAUCAACAAUCAGGCAGGCAAUAGAUAGGUUGUUCCUUAAGAUUGAAACAAAGUUUGGACAUGUACUAGUAUCCAGAGCGCUGGGUUAUAUCACAUUGGGGUGGAAUGGGUUAUCUGAGAUAGAACUGGAGGAUGCCUUGUCCUGUUCUGAUGAGGUGUUGAACUCAGUCUACCAGUACCACAACCCUCCAGUCGAAGGUAGCGUGAGGAUACCAUCCCUCCUAUGGGCCAGAAUCAAACAUGACAUCAGUGAAUACUUAACAGAACGACAAUCAUUUGGAAAGAAUACAGUCUUUUGGUACCACAGGCAAUUCAUAGAAGCUGCCAUGGAUAGAUACACACAAGGCGCUGCUUCACAAAUGCUCCAUAAAGAACUUGGUGUGAUUUACAAACAUGAAAAUGGCCUCCGUAAAACCAUUACACUCUCAAAACGUGGACUGACUAUCCAGGAUGCCAACCGGCAACUUACUAG